AUGCCUACAUACCUGGCACGCGGCGUGUCGGCACGCUUGGGUAUCAUGCCACUUGCCGACACCAUUUCUGAACAGAUUAUACUACGAAGGGGAGAGAAUGCCAGGCAGCAGUCAGAAGCGGCCGAGAAACAGUUGCAGAAUAGUAGGCUGCUCAAUGAGGUGUCCGUACCUUUCCCGGGUGACGAACAACAACACCGUUUAAACUGGCUGGGAGACGCACCUUUUCUGCAGGUACAAGCUGGCUGGGACGCUUUUGAAGAGGGAUGCGCAGAGACAACAAGGGCGACUACGGGCGUUCCGUCCUCUCAAGAACCCAAAGCACUUGUUCUUCAUGUCAAUCUUUCAGACAGAACGUACAUAACCGGUCUCAACGGUCGCAAAACUUCACUCAAGAUCGAAGUCUUCUUCAACGGGCAGCUGAAUAGUUGCUGGCUUAUGGCUACGCACGACGUCAGGACUGGCGUCAAAGGACACCAUCAGAUUUUUGCUGGAGCUAGGGUCGAUUUCGCCGCUGAGCGUCCAUGGGUGAUCCUCCCACCUGGGAUGAAGCCAGGAGCGAGCCUUGGAACGCACUGUGAGCCCAUCUCAGUAGCACAGCGAUGGCAGGAUAUUUGCCGCGCCUUCAAAAAUGAAGCACAUGAGAGGGGUGCCAACGAACACGGAGAAAUCCCUGCAACCGCCACAUUUCUAGAGGCUCUUGCAGCUAUGCAGAUGCCAGAUGAAGUCCGGAAUAUGCAGAAGCCAAGGGGGAAAGUUUUCGGCACAAUUGACGUUGUCAUCACGGCCGGGGAGGGUAAGAAACUCACAAGUGGUGUAGGCUACCUAACGGCGCCGAAAAGGAUGUUCGACGAGAACUUUCCGCUCGUGAGACAAAGUGAUGGUGCUGCCCCAGACAUACAAACAGCUGGGACUCGACAAACUGGAAGCAACGAUGAGCUCAACAGCAUCCAGCCUGGUUAUGAUAGUUUCGACGCGAAUACAGAAGGCGAAUACCACCAAGGAUAUAGCUUGUCAACACUGGAAAAGUCGUUGAGCGCAGACAGGCCUGGCAUACCAACUGUUCCUGAGUUCGCUCCAUGGAGCAGAAUUCCAGACAACUUGCAGCACAUCCGAGGACAGAGUAUAUCGAGCGACCUAAGCAAUCAACCAUGUCAACCAGAUACUGCACCGUGUUUUGGUCCGCUCCAACAUUCGCCCUUCAGUUUUCCCGGCCCAAAUCAGCCCCUCUUAAUGGGUCCUAUGCAAGAUUUCAGCAUCGUGUCUGAUCGAUUUAGACCUAGUGCAUCUGCGCCACCGUAUCUCUUAUCGAAUCAGCCUUCUCAGGGCUUCAAUGAUGGCACACCUCCGCUUUUACACGGGAACCUCACAGAAGACGAUCAUAAAGAUUCAAGAACACCUCAAAACAUGAUUCCUGCUCCAUUCUGGACGCAACAAGUUCCCGACCUUCGUGAGCAAGGAGCUAUUGAAUUACCAUACGUGCCACUUCCUCCAUCGAACAACUACCUGGAGUGGCCAGCGCCACCCAUAGGGCUGUAUUCUGUACCCACGAAGCCAAAACGAAGCAUCUACCCACGGAAGGACACUCUUUCGGCGAGGGUGAAGAAAGAUGGCCGCGAUGUUCUGCUUACGAGGUUGGUGAUCCUAGGACAGGAUAAGACCGUCUCAGUUGACCACAAGUGGGACCCACCAAAGCGCAUCACAGUAGGAUCAAGAAGGCCAGUAUGUCCCGAGCCUCAAACCGGCCAUUCAACGAGCAUGGAUGAAUGCCUUGAAUCAUCAAAAUCCAGGGACACAUCUGCCAGCAUCAGCCAACCAGAGAAAAUUGCAGUCCACAUGAAUACGUCAGCGCCCACAUCAUCCGAGAAUUCUAGCAUGGAUGUAUCUCUCAAAGAAACCCCCCAUAUAUACCAGUCUCAGGAUGAGGUGAUUGUGGGAGAGAACGAGUCAGCUGAUCUUUGCCGUAAGCCUGACACAUUGCAGCUGAACGACGCUCGUCUCUUUGCUCAAUCAGAGAAGGACUCUGGGCUUUCCACAAAGAACAAUUAUGAUCGUCGCGCUUCACCAGGCAGUAGCUUGUUUGCGGUUCAAAGUCCCGAAACGAACCCACCUUUGUUUGGGAGACCAGAAGAGAUGUUGCGCGAAGCAUCUCCUCUCUCUAGCCUGCAUACCAUCCCUAAUAUUGGUUUAGAGUCUAUGGAGUACAAACUUCAGUCUGAACAGACUAACCCAAUUACCCCAGUGCCUGUUCGACCGGCGGAUGGCUUAAACGAGCAUGUAAUUCUACCAAGUCCCGACCGUUCUCACCCUGCAUUGUUUCCGCAUAUCUUGAGUUCGGCGGUCAAAGCAGCUCCGUCUUCAAACGCCAAGAAGCGUAAAGCCUCCGAUGAUGCCUCUACCAAGAGGUCACGCAAUCGUACUUCCUUGAAACCAGACGGCAAUCCCUCGCUAAAUCAGAACUGUGUCAUUGCAUAUGCAGAGAACAAGGACGAGGGAGAUGAGCAAGGUGUUUUCAGGCAAGUCCGGAGUGAAAGAUGUGGGACAUUUCAGGAAGACUACGUCGUCUUUGCGGCACGUUUCUUUGUAGGAGAAAAGGCGAGCAUGGACAAAUAG
Messenger RNA from Bipolaris victoriae FI3, 2610 nucleotides. RefSeq lists its product as hypothetical. The transcript is spliced from 2 exons. Bases 1 to 2610 code for a protein of 869 amino acids. Lineage: Eukaryota; Fungi; Ascomycota; Dothideomycetes; Pleosporales; Pleosporaceae. The record is from RefSeq and is a predicted model, not a curated record.